This is a messenger RNA of Belonocnema kinseyi, 3774 nucleotides long. RefSeq names its product integrator complex subunit 6 (gene IntS6). Gene Ontology annotation, cellular component: integrator complex. The record is from RefSeq and is a predicted model, not a curated record. The transcript has 9 exons. The coding region runs from base 1 to 2931 and encodes 976 amino acids. Gene Ontology annotation, biological process: snRNA 3'-end processing. Lineage: Eukaryota; Metazoa; Arthropoda; Insecta; Hymenoptera; Cynipidae.
AUGACCAUAAUAGUUUUUUUGAUCGAUACCUCAGCAUCUAUGAACCAGAGAUGCAAUCUUGGUGGUCGGCCGUCGCUUCUUGAUGUCGCGAAGAGUGCUGUGGAGACUUUCGUCAAGGUGCGGCAAAGGUCGCCGGAGAGCCGCGGGGAUCGCUACAUGUUGCUGACCUUCGAAGAUCCGCCUCAAAAUAUUAAGGCUGGAUGGAAAGAAAAUUUAGCCACUUUUAUGAACGAGCUUAAAAAUCUACAAUGUGUAGGUUUAACUACUUUAGGUGCUGCUUUGAAACAUGCACUGGAUGUAUUGAAUAUAAAUCGUAUGCAAACGGGCAUCGAUACUUAUGGUCAAGGUAGAUGUCCAUUUUAUUUAGAACCAUCAGUCAUUGUCGUUAUCACUGACGGUGGAAAAUACACAACUAAUAGCGGAGUGCAUCAAGAUUUCACUUUACCGAUGCACUCUCCCAUUCCUGGGUCAGAAUUAACGAAAGAGCCAUUCAGAUGGGACCAAAGACUGUUUUCAUUGGUGUUAAGGUUGUCGGGGACUCCAGCCGUAGAAAGAGACACGGGUUUAGUAGCGAGUGAUGCAUCGCCCAUUGAUGCCAUGUGCGAAGUAACCGGCGGUCGUUCCUACUGUAUAACAUCGCACAGGAUGAUGAUGCAAUGCAUAGACUCGCUAGUUCAAAAAGUCCAGUCUGGAGUUGUGAUAAAUUUCGAGAAAAUUGGCCCUGAUCCUCCGCCCUUGGCAAAUGAAGCCCAGCAUCUUGACGAAGAUGAGAACGACGACGAGAAUAAUCCCAUGAAUGGUCCACGAAAUCAGUAUCCUUCCCUCACAGCAGCAGGAAAUAGUGCCUGGCAUUCCUGUCGAAGAUUAAUCUACGUUCCAAGAUCCGCGCAAAAGGGUUUCGCGGUUGGCUUCUGGCCGAUUCCCGAAAGUUUUUGGCCCGAUUUAAAUGCCAGCACGCUGCCGCCUAGAUCGGCACAUCCAAACGUCAAGUUCACUUGCACGAGUCAGGAACCCAUGGUGAUAGAAAAUUUACCGUUUGACAAAUACGAACUGGAACCAAGUCCUCUCACGCAAUUUAUCCUGGCAAGGAAGCAGCCAACCAUCUGCUGGCAGGUCUUUGUGGCAAAUUCUUAUAAAACGAGCGACGUUGGUCAUCCCUUUGGAUACUUGAAAGCCAGCACAAAUUUGACCUGCGUCAAUCUUUUUGUCAUGCCUUAUAAUUAUCCCGUACUUCUACCUCUUUUGGAGGAACUUUUCAAGGUUCAUAGGCUCAAACCUACAAACGAGUGGAGGACGCAGUUUACGAAUUACAUGAGGACAAUGCCUACUUAUUAUUCGGCUUCUUUGAGAAGAGCACUUACAAGAAUGGGAGCGCCAGCACCACUUGCUCAAACUAUAAUUCCUGACCAAAUGGACAAUUCCUUGAGCUACAGCGUCUUAAAUUAUUUGAAGCGGUUAAAAAAUCAAGCGAAACUCGAAUUCGAUCGACUUUGUAAUGAAGUUAUAUCGAAGCAGGUCGCUAAUGCGGGUUUGAACAAGAAUAUUGUCAAUGGUAAUACGACGGCAGUGACGGAGGGUGUAAGAGUUAUUCCCAGAACACCUCUGAAAAAAGAUUUGGUGUCGCAUCCUUUGUUGCAAGACAAGUUCACCGGACUUCGCGAUCAACUCAACGAGUUUGGUGGCUUUGUGGUCGGAUUGGUGCGAAAUCAGCAGCAGCAGAGAGGAGCUCAAAGCUACAGAAAUGCGUUCGAUGUGCCGAGAAAGUCGCUCCUGGACCAAGUAGUUCGAAUGCGUGCUAACUUUUUGCAACCUGGAUUACUACAUACCAAGCUACUAGAUGACGAUUAUGUGCAUUCUAUGCCCGUCGCGCAGAUGGGCAACUAUCAAGAAUACCUGAAACGCAUGACGCCCCCAUUAAGAGAAAUAGAAAGUGUACCCGUCAGACAACACAUGUUUGGUAAUCCUUUCAAGAUCGACAAAAGGAUGAUGGUGGACGAGGCGGACAUAGAUAUGGUGGGAGCGACGUCUUCAGCAUCGAAAGGAGGUUUGAAGAGAGCUCUAGCAGCUUCGGAUGGUGGAGGUUCUCCAGCAUCGAGGCCGCCUCCAAACAAACGAAAACCAGGACCAAUUCCGAAGGAUGUGACUGUGAAGCGUCCGCUGAAAUCGACUGCAAGUACGCCUGCAAGUACACCUUCGAGUUCGCCUAUUCCCUGGAUGGAAGAUAUCAAGCCACCACUUUUAGUCCCGCCCAACUUAAGUGUAAUAUGUAACGCGAAUUUCGAUGUGCCCAGUGCCCCGAGUUCGCCCUAUCCAAAUUCUCCGGAGAAGCUAGUAAACGGCAUUUCGGAAAUGCCGACGAUUCCGGUCUUUGAGCCGAUUUCGGUGGAACCAUUAAUAAGUAAUCAUUCGGAUACGCCGCCGAUAUUAACUCCUGUUGUAAAUAAUGUUGAUGUUGCGAAGCACGAAGUGAAACCUGAAAGGACCGACAAUACGGAGUUGGAGUGCACGAAAUUGACGGUUAAUGAUAGUGUUGCUAAUCAAAACAGUGUUAAAGUUAAAUGUGUUGGCGAGGAACCAUUAACGAAUCAUGUGGAUGAGAAGAGGGAGAAGGAGAAGGUCGAGAAGGAGAGACCGUUGACCAAGAAGGAGAUUGAAGAUAUUAGGAAACAUAACUUGUCCGUCAGGGAACUCGUGUAUAAGGAAGUACGAAGAAAGGGAACAAAUUAUGCCAGCUUAUUUUCACAUUUGUACCAAAUCCAAGGUACUUUAGACAUACGGCUCGCAUUUGUGAAGGACAUUGUUAAAGAAUCUCUACGAUUUAAAAGGCGGAAUUUAGCAGCAUUAUUAGAAGAUUACUUGAAAACCGUGCAAGAAGACGGCUGGGUAAUGAAUCACAAGAUGAAUCACAACGGUGCCACGAGAAUAAGUUAAGCUUUUUCGCGGUCUGCUGGGGCAUUAGUGAAAUGGGAAUCUACGCGGAAGAUUUCUUCGUCCAGAAGGAAAGAUUGAGUCGCCAAUACAAAAAGCAUUAAUCCUCAACCUCGUAAGAUAAUAAAAAUAGAACGUCUCGCGGAUCGUAAAUUGUACAUUUGUAAUUGAGUGACCAGUGAAAAUCUAAUUGAGGCGAAACAAAUUUUAAUUGUACAAAGGCUACUUAAAUCCUUACGUAUGGUGCAAAUUCAAUUGAUAUAAAAUAAACGGCUCGAUUCAGAGUUUAUAAUAACGCGAUUCGGUAUUUAAAAAAAAAAGAAAGAAAUAAAGAAUUAAAUACGGCCGUUUGUAAACACUCGCGAAAUCCAUAUCACACAUCAUAGACAAAAAAUAUCACACAACAUCAAUUGUAUUUUCUCGCGAUUACCAAUCUUUAUUUAUUUUUCCCGGGCAUAAUUCUUGUGAUCGAAGCAGCGGCUAAAUUUUAAGUUUUACAUAUUGCUUUAAGGUAUAUUUCUAGAGAUGUUUAUCCAUGUACAUUCUGUUAUAUAUAUAUAUAUAUAUAUAUAUAUGUAUACACUUUUUUUUUCUUGACGUAAGACAGUCAAAAAUUUUAAGGUCGAGUCUUAAGGUCUGUUAAUUACUUAAAACACAACGACGAUUUGAAAAAAAAGAAUGCGCAAGCAGUAAGAUCAAGUUCUGGAGAACGGAUUUUUUUGGUUUUAUUUUGUUGGAAAAUGACGUGUUGUAAAAAAAUCCGUAUUUUGUAAUUAAAGGAGGGAAAAAAGGAAACACCGCACAUUUUACCAUGUAUUAUAGUAAAUUAAAAUAUCUGAAAAUAGA